Fopius arisanus is the source of this 1533-nucleotide messenger RNA. It is a transcript of the gene D1, whose product is annotated as D1 chromosomal protein. The transcript has 3 exons. Lineage: Eukaryota; Metazoa; Arthropoda; Insecta; Hymenoptera; Braconidae. The record is from RefSeq and is a predicted model, not a curated record. The coding region runs from base 138 to 494 and encodes 118 amino acids. Gene Ontology annotation, molecular function: DNA binding.
CGAGGGAGGUAUUCGCGAUAGUGGAACUCGAAUCGCGUCUCAGUGUGCUAGACGCCGACGCUACGACGCGCGCACCGGCAACCGCCUUUGUCUCCUACAACACCACGAAAGAUCCGGAGAGCUAUCCAAGUUUGAAUAUGUCCGACGACAAUUCACCAGUAGUUGAGGAGCAGAAGAAGAAGCGUGGAAGGCCCGCGAAAUCGGAUAAAGGUGCUGUCAAAGAGCCCAAGAAACGUGGCAGAUCAGCAGUAGAAAAAACCAACAAUACACCACGUCCACCAAAAUCUGAUAAUGAAGAUGAUGCACCACCUGGUCCAGUCAAGAGGGGACGAGGAAGACCUAAAGGUUCCCAUAAAAAGAAGGGUUCGCCGAAAUCAACUGCUCCAUCAUCAGGACGUGGACGUGGAAGGCCCAAGAAGGUAGAAGAAAAACCAGAAAGUACUGGUGAGGAAGAGGACGAGCAGGAAGAUGAGGAGGAUGAGGAAGAGAAUUGAACUGAUUGAAAAAAAAUUAUUCCAACUUUAUGGUCUUCACGAACUUGAAGUCCCUAUCAUCAACAUUAAACAAAGAACAAAUCAUUUUUUGCCUGAUUCUGCAUUACGUCCUCUUUCUAUUAUUUUAAUUUAGCAUAUUUUUUCUAUGAUUUGCACUAUUUGGUAAAGUGAUGAAAACCCGUGUGACGAGUAGAGACAUUUAAAGAAAAAAAAGAAAAUUGUAAGUUUUUAAAAAUUAAUCAUAAGAUGGCCAAUUUAAUCAAGUGAAAGUUGGGAAUAAAAAUACUAACCAAGAUCAGCUAAGAUUGGUGUAUGGGAAGAGCAAACUUGUUAAUGAAUUUUACUCUCAAUAAGACAAUAGUUCAAUGCACAGUGCGUCGUAUUUUCUCCAUUUUUUUUUAAGUAUUAUUUUAUAAAUGAACAUUUUGGACGUAAUCAGAUGACAUUAAAAAGUCCAAUUGAUUCGAUUUAUGAAUAGUGAAGAAAACAUACGACAACUUAUGAAUGGACAGAAUAAGAAGCAUUAAAAUACAUUUGAAAAUAUAUCAUGAGUUUUGUAGUAAUUUUUCUCCUAUAGCUUUUGCUGAUUUUUAUGAAAAACUCGAAUUAAAUUAUCUACUCGUGCACACUAAUGGUAAUCUCCGAAUGAGCGAAGUAAAAAUUCCAGUUGAAUUACAUCCAUAAAACAGACUAUUCCACAAUGGUAAAAAUUGAAUACAACAAUUAUUCAGAAUCCAGUGUUGAGGAAUUCUAUUCUUAAGGACGAUAAUAAGAGAAAUUUGAAAAAAAAUGUUUUUAAAAAUGAAAAGUAGUACUCUAAAAGGAUACUCUCUUGUAUGUUAUAAAAGCGUGAAAUCUAUUUCUACGUAUUGCAAUUGUCAAACAAAUAAAAAGAAGAGGAACAGAAGAGAAUGGAAAUAAAAAUGUAAUAACUACGUAAGCAAAUGGACACCAGACUCCCGUUUCUGAGGCAGAGCAACAUUGUGUGAAUGUAAAAUUUGUAUUAAAGUAAAUAAAUUCAGAAAAUACUCUUAUUUAA